AUGGAGGCCGAUUUGACUAUUAUGAAUCAAUUUGCAAAAGAAAACAGAGGAUAUAAUUACAUUCUUGUAAUCAUUAAUGCCUUUAGCAAAUAUGUUUGGGCUGUACCAGUGAAAACUAAAACGGGUAAAGAUAUCACUGCUGCUAUGAAAUCUGCAUUAGAACAAAUAAGCAACCCUCCAAAAAACUUACAAACUGAUAUGGGAAAAGAAUUUCACAAUAAGGACUUUCAAAAUCUGAUGCAGGAAUAUGAUAUAAACCAUUAUAGUACUUUUUCAAAUUUAAAAGCUAGUAUUUUUAAACGUGUGAUUAAAACUUAA
Messenger RNA from Leptinotarsa decemlineata (Colorado potato beetle), 318 nucleotides. RefSeq lists its product as uncharacterized. Lineage: Eukaryota; Metazoa; Arthropoda; Insecta; Coleoptera; Chrysomelidae. The record is from RefSeq and is a predicted model, not a curated record.